UCAUGCCUCGGAGUCCUACGUCCAGUGAGGAAGAAAUGGCCCAGAGUGUCUCUGACGGGUCUGGAGGUUUUGAGACAGACAGCUCCAAGGAGGAGGCUGGCCAUGGAGGACCUGGAGGGGAAAGGGCCAGCAGAAGGACCGACAGGAGAGCAGAGAAGGAUAAGGCCGCCCGCAGGGAGUCACUGGUCUUCUGUGUGGUCAUCCCUGACCUGCAGCAGUCUACAUGUAUGAGGUUUAAACCCGAGGCCACCGUAUGGGUUGCUAAACAGCAGAUCCUGUGUACACUGACCCAGACGUUGAGGGACGUGCUGAACUAUGGCCUGUUUCAGCCCGCCGUGGAGGGCCGCAAGUCUGGCUUCCUGGACGAAGAGCGCCCCCUCAAAGACUACCCUACACCCGCCAGCAUCAAGGGGGUUCCAACUCUGGAGUUCCGUUACAAGAGCAGGGUCUACCAGCAGCCCAAUGUAAACGAAAAGCAGAUUGCCAAAAUCCACACGCAGGCCAACUAUAGGAAAUUCAUGGACCACAUUCAGCAUCUCCAGCUGGAUAAAGUGGUAAAGAUGCUGGAGAAAGGCCUCGACCCCAACUAUCAAGACCCUGAUACUGGUGAAACUCCACUGACCUUCGCAGCCCACCUUUACAAUGUGGAGCAGGUCAUCGUUGUAUUGAAACAAGGUGGAGCACAUCUGGACUUCAGAUCACAAGAUGGGAUGACCGCUCUCCACCAUGCGGUCAGGGCCAAGAAUCAGGCCACGCUGAAGGCUCUACUGGACCUGGGCGCAUCUCCAGACUACAAGGACAGCCAGAGUCUCACCCCCCUCUACCAUACAGUCUUGGUGGAGGGAGACCCAAGCUGCUGUGAGCUGCUACUGAGGGCCCACGCCACCGUCUCUUGCCAUGACGAGAAUGGCUGGCACGAGAUACACCAGGCAUGUAGAUAUGGACAUGUCCAGCACCUGGAGCACCUGUUGUUCUACGGAGCAGACAUGGGUGUCCAGAACGCCUCGGGAAACACGGCUCUACACAUCUGUGCUCUAUACAAUCAGGAACACUGUGCCAGAGUACUGCUUGUUCGUGGUGCCAACAAGGAAGUGAAGAACUACAGAAGCCAGACAUCAUUCCAGGUGGCCAUCAUCGCGGGGAACUUUGAAUUGGCAGAAUUCAUCAAGAAUCACAAAGAGACUGAUAUUGUGCCUUUCCGUGAGGCGCCGGCCCAACCUGCCCGGCGCAAGCAAGCCCCACGGAGCACCCUCGCUGCACCACGGCCGACGCUCUUGCGCUCCAACAGCGACAACAACCUGAACGUGAACAACCGAUCACCCCUGCCGUCCCCGAGCCACUCUCCCCUGCGUAGCCUCUCCCCCCGCCGGCCCCAGCAGCAGCAGAUGCCCAGCCCCAAUGGAACAGUCAGGACCAUGGGGAAGGGGGCUCCCCGCCCUCCCCGCUCACCUUCCCUGGGGCGCCUGGGGGAGGAAGCACGGAGACAGACCCCUCAGCGACAGCCCAGCCCACACAGGGGUCGGGAAGCUUUCUCUGAUGGCAUAGACAGCCAGGGGCCCAAGCGUAAGCUGUACAGUGCUGUGCCAGGCAAGCACUAUGUGGUGACCCAGUCCUACCAACCACAGGCCGAAGGAGAGAUCCCCCUGUACAAGAACGACAAGGUCAAAGUGCUCUCCAUAGGGGAAAGUGGUUUCUGGGAGGGCAGUGCCCGUGGUAACUUGGGGUGGUUCCCAGCAGAGUGUGUGGAGGAGAACAUCCCUAACCAAGUCCAGGAGGAGAAACCAUAUGCCAGGGCAGACAGAGCUGAGAGGAGGAAGCUCUUCAGGCACUACACUGUGGGAUCCUACGACAGCUUUGAUGCGUCAAGCGACUGUGUUAUUGACGAGAAGACGGUAGUUCUACAGAAGAAGGAUAAUGAGGGAUUCGGGUUUGUGCUGCGAGGGGCGAAAGCGGACACGCCUAUCGAGGAGUUUACUCCCACCCCUGCCUUCCCUGCCUUGCAGUACUUGGAGUCUGUGGACGAGGGAGGUGUUGCGUGGCGGGCGGGGCUUCGCAACGGAGACUUCCUCAUCGAGGUGAACCAGGAAAAUGUGGUGAAGGUGGGCCACAAACAGGUGGUCAAUACGAUCCGACACGGGGGAAACCGGCUCAUCAUCAAAGUGGUGACGGUUAGCAGGAAUCUGGACCCUGAUGACACGGCUAGGAAGAAAGUGCCCACACCUCCGCGUAGGGCUCCCUCCACUGCCCUGUCCAUGGCCAUGCGCUCCAAAUCCAUGACAUCAGAGCUGGAGGAGCUUGCCACUUUGAGGAAAAAAGUGACCGGUGAUAAAGUGGACGAGAACAUGCCUCCUCAGAAGCCUAUGUGGGAGAACUCCAAUGCUGACGUAAGGGUCGCUAACACAGUCAAGUCACGGCCCAACAGCAGGUGCUUCGCCAUGAGCCCCGAGAUUAAUUCCAUGUGUGAGAGCCAGGAUAUGUCGAUGCAGACCCAGACCCAACCCAGAGAGCCAAGCAGUCCCAGAGGUCGAGGACCCUACCUGGGUGUGCCAAACAGACAGGGGACCAUGAGACGACAGAAGUCCAUAGGAACAUCUGGAAUAACAGAAGAGGAGACCCCUCAGUUUCUGACCCCUCCCAUGUUGAAAUUCACCAGGAGCCUCUCCAUGCCGGACACAUCAGAGGACAUCCCACCCCCACCCGCCAUCUCCCCUCCAUCUCCCCCUUACAACAACGUCCCCAACCCCCAGGGCAGAGGCUACGGCAUCAUCAGACACUCUGCUCCUAAAGGCACCGCCCCAGAGCGAGGGGACCUCACAGCGGGCGGCAGCGAUGGGUGGAGGGAGCAGGGGGGUAUGUACUACAGAGAGCCCCAGUCGGAACAGUACCAGUCUGAGGACCACCACCACCAACAGGGAAGCCACAGCCCAGGCCAGGGCCUCACAGCCCAGCAGAGCUUCCUGAACCGCAGGGCCCAGAUCCCUGAGAACCCCUACUCAGACCUGGGGAAGAUGGGCAACCUGGGGCUGUUUGCCCCCAACAAGCCCCAGAGGAGGAAGGGCAUGCUGGUGAAGCAGGACAAGAUCGAGGACAGCCCUGAGAAGAUCUGCACCAUCAAAAUCCCAACCAUCAUCAUCAAGGAGCCGUCUACAUCCAGCAGUGGUAAGAGCAGCCAGGGCAGCAGCAUGGAGAUAGAAACUGGCGCCCACGACCACCCGGGACAGCUCCGGCCCGACGACGGACACAACCCCAGCAGCCCCUUUGCCACGGCUAUGGCGGGCGCCGUGCGAGAGCGCGAGAGGAGGAUGGUGGAGUCUCACCAGAACUCCCCAUCCUACAGGUUCACCGACCAGGGUGACGAAGACUCACCUCCCGCCCCAACCCCUCGCCUCCGCCACUCCAAGUCCAUCGACGAGGGGAUGUUCAGUAGUGAUGAACGCCUGCGCCGCAUCAUGGCCCCACCUGCCUCUCUCCUCAACAUCCCCAGAGGAGGAGGCAAUGUGACGAACUUCAAUACCUCAGAGCCCAACAUGGUGAGGGAGCCACUCCACACCCGCACGGGUCACCACAGCCCGGUCAGUCUGCCAAACAAGACCUACACCUCCAGCAGCGGACACUACGUCCACCCAGUAACUGGAAAGCCUCUGGACCCCAACUCCCCUCUUGCACUGGCUCUAGCUGCACGGGACCGGGCCAUGAGAGAGCAGUCCCAGCCUCUCCCACUGAAGACUGAGCUACCCAAACCUGACCUGAACAAGCCUCUGUUCAUCGACACCAAGCUAAGGACUGGCAUGGAUGCGAGUUUCUCCGCGACGGCCACCAUGGGUCGACCAGGCAGGGCAGGGCUUCGCAGGCAGAUGACCGAGGCCAAGUACGAGACAGAGUCCAAAUACGACCACCCGCUGGCUAAAGACCAGGACAAGAGUCUAUCCCGGCCUGAGAGAGAAGAGGAGAAGAAGAACAUGUUGAUAGACAACGUGGACACGUCUCAGCAGAAGUCUGCUGGUCUGCUGAUGGUUCACACCACUGACGGAGCCAGGUCUGAGGAGAACAGCCUGUCUGAGGGGGACAGGGACGGGGCAGUGAGUCCGGACAGCACCCCCAGCGAGCUCCGGGAUCCCAACCAGCCUAACACCUCCAAAAUGUCCUCCCCUAACCCCCAUAACUCCCACUCUAUGGGCCCUGGUCCCAGAGGUAGUAAGACCAUGAUCACCGUCACCUCAGUAGAUGAGCCGGUCAAACUCCCCUUCGGCAUCCCCCCUCCGCCCUGCGUUCCCUCUGUUGACAUCGACGAUGACUUCUUCGCUGACCCACUGCCACCGCCGCUGGAGUUCGCCAACAGCUUCGACAUCCCAGAGGACCAGAAGGGGGCGAUCGCUGAACUGCUCAAACAGCAUCGAAACGCUGGCAGAGCCCCAUCGUCUCUAGCUCCCUUCUACCCCCAUCACGGUAACACCCCAAGCCACCCUGACCAGACAAUGAUCAAACGGCCUGCAGUGCUCACUAACUGUAUGCCCCCCAGCUUCACCCCCAACGCCCUGGAGAGCUACGAGCCUAUCAGUGACUCUGGGAUCGAUGUGGAGCCCGACAGCCGCAGUAGUGGAGACCCUCAAAUGGAGACUACGAGCACUGUAUCCACUGUGUCCAGUAUCUCUACGCUGUCGUCAGACGGUGGCGAGAUGCUGGACAACACUUGCACAGUCUAUGCAGACGGACAGGCCUUUUUGGUGGACCGGACCUCAAAGCCAAAAAACAGGCAACCUGUCGCCAACAAGAGUAAUGCACUUUACAAGGACCCCGCCUUGAUGGAUAGAGAAGAGAACCUGAGAACUUUCGGAACGCCCUCCUCUGUCCCGCCACCUCCCCCCGGGGCAUGCGUCCACUCAGAGCCCCCCAGAACACCAACGCAAAGGACCUCAAAGCUGUGGGGAGACCCGCCAGGCUCUAACCCCUAUGACAUGCAGAACAAGGACAAGACACCAAAGCCAGGGGAUGGGAUAGACUCUUCUUCCUCAGGAUGUAGGACCGUUUUUGGAUCAAGGGGUCCAGACGGUGGGUCCCUUGCCUCAGGUACACAGCGGAAUACCACAGUCACUUUUGCUGCCCAGCUCGGCCCGAGCGUGUCGGCCCCAUCUCCAAAACGAGAGACAGAGAGUCUCCCCCACCACCGAGCCCCCAGCCCCAUCCUCUCUCCUCCAGACUCAGGCCUCGGCUGUGCCUCCUCCCUCCCUGCAACCUCCCCCACCCUCUCGGAUGUGUUCGGCCUGCCCACCCCCCCUCUCAGCCUGGGCACGGGGAGCAGCCGCUCACCCUCCCCUCUCACUCUCAUGCAGGCCGUCUCCAACAAGCCUUUUGCCACCAAGCCGGUUCUGAUGUGGAGCAAGCACGAUGUGGCCGACUGGUUGGAGAGCCUAAACCUGGCAGAGCACAGAGACACCUUCAUGGACAACGACAUCGAGGGCUCCCAUCUGCCCAGCCUGCAGAAGGACGACCUCAUAGAUCUCGGGGUGACCAGAGUCGGCCAUCGGAUGAACAUAGAGAGAGCUUUGAAACUGCUGAUGGACAGAUGAGAAGAGAGGAUAGAGGUCUCUCAGUCUCCAACACAACAACUUCACAUAAUAGUUUUAUUUACAUUGACUUAUUUUAAACUAUACUUACUGUAUAAUUCUUAUGACGAUGCUUGUUUUGUUGAAACUUAGAAAUAUCCUCAUGUAUCCUGAAGAAACUGCAACUUGAAACAGCACUGCAGUUUCCUGAAUAAGCACAAAAGUCCCCCAGGGUGGGAUAGAGUGAUCCCAGGUGAGACACAGCAGCUCUGUGAGUAGAAAGUAAGGAAGCAGACACACAGGGACCUGGCUGCGAUGUGAAAUACACUACACUAUCAAACAGAACGGCAGCCUAAUCACUACGAGACUUAAGGACUUUUGAAAUCAACCUCAUUUGAAUGCAAAACCAGAGUCAGCUCUGCAGGGGUUUCAUUUUCUAUUGCAUCUCUGUUAGAAAGUAUGUGAACACUGAUCUCUUCAGGAAAAAGGGUGGGAAUCUGCACUGCACAGGGCCAGCGCUAGAACCAAUCAGUUGGCCGGGCACAUUUUUUUUUACGGGACCUCCUAUGUGUGUAAGUGCUUGGCCUCAAGGUAAUUGAGCAGUCAUUUAAUAUAUGCUAUCGCCAAAAUAAUAAUUUGGCUUGUAUUUACGAAGGUCUUAAGUAACAUUAGAAUACAACAAAUAUAUUUUAAAAAACACAAGAGCAUUUUCAUUAGUUUAUGUUACUGUGGGAUACAGUAUGUAAAAAGCUGAAAAACACGACGACAAAAAAACAUCCAAAUUCAAGUGUUCAAUCAAUUGUAUUGGUGGAGUGCCUUUGUUACAACUAUGAAACAGAAAGCAUAGGUGUGGGAACGCGGUAACAGCUUCUUUUUAUGACAACAAAAUAAAACACACCCCAACCACCAAGACGCGCGGUGUGCAGUCAAACGAUGAAAACAUCAGUAGCCUAAACAUAUAAGCGCCAAGUGUGCUUGAUAAACAGUGAAAAUCAUCACAAAGCAAUAAUGGCAUUUUACAAUGGAUAUACAGUAAGUGUCGAUGACAGCUGUAAGAAAUGGUCAAUUGUCAGUUGGAGAAUGUCCAUCUCAUAUAAACAACGACAGCGCUUGAGGCCUGCUCUUUCAGUGACGACAUUUUGUGCUGCUAUUUGGCCUGUAGCAUUGUCACCGGCUUGUUCUUUUCCAAGAGGUGCCAUCCCUUCCUCUCUCCUGUCUCACCGUUUCACUUGUUGGUGGCGCAGGCACCUGCUCAGUGUGUACCAUUCUGGCUUUUUUUUUGGCCUUUACGCCUCGGAGGUGUAGAUUCAGCCUGAGGCUCAGAAUCAGAAGAAUAAUCAUCAGAGAUUUCAUCGUGAUUCAUUUCUUCCCCACCAUCUGAAUCAUUUUCCAUUCAGAUUUUGUAGCAACGCUUGACAUUUUACAUUACGCACGCUCUCACUGUUUACUGGGGCGGCAGGGUAGCCUAGUGGUUAGAGCUUUGGACUAGUAACCAAAAGGUUGCAAGUUCAAAUCCCUGAGCUGACAAGGUACAAAUCUGUCGUUCUGCCCCUGAACAGGCAGUUAACCCACUGUUCCUAGGCCGUCAUUAAAAAUAAGAAUUUGUUCUUAACUGACUUGCCUAGUAAAAUAAAGGUAAAAUAAAACUCCAAGUAGUCCAGAAUAGGACUGAAAAGACUGCUUGGUUUCAGUGAACUAUACAAUAGACAAUAGAAUAGAAUCACAAUUGGUGAUUAUAGAAUGAUGUAUUGUUCGCUUCCCCUCGCUCAUCAACUUACCCAUUCCCCACAUCAUUAGUUUCAGUAUAGUUUAGGUUCAGAUUCGAGACCGUUAUUGGGGUGGUUAUCAACUGGGCAUGGCACUAUCAGGAGAAGAAGUGGAGCAGUAGGCAAUUGGGGGGAAAAAACAUGAUAUAACUGGUUCUGUUUGAUUCUAACAACAACAGUGUGUUUUAUAGACUUAUUUAGGAAAGGUCAAGGACGAAAGGGGAGUAGUGCAUGUUUUAAAUGAAUGAGCAGUCCAAAUGACCGCUUUAGCGGUGCUCGUGUGGGUUUUUAUAGUAAAGACAUUUAGCUGUAAAAAUGUAUGACCUUUUAAUGUGGCAUGAACACAACCAGUCAUGAUGUUUUUAUCUGAUUGUCCAGCAAAUCACUUCAAGAGAUAGGUUACCUUCGUGCAUUCGUCCCAAAAAGAAUCCGAGUGAGCGAGACAGCGCUCCUCUGUCUUACUCUAUGUAGCCCUGAUGUAGAUCUGAUGAGAUCUGGCAAAAAAAAAGAGAAUGACAUGCCAUGCUCUUUAAUUGCAGACACCGUCACAUACGUGGGCUGCACCUACUGAGACAGGGGGGGCGCUGUUUCGCUCUCUCGGAUGCUUUAUCUGCGAUUGAUGCUGUCUUUAUGUCUUCGCGCGUCUCGGUCAAAUGAAUUAUACGCCACAGUGGACGCGUUAUAAUACCCAUAAAAGCCGUGUAAUUCCCUCACGGACAAGGUGAGUUUUAUCAAUAUAUUCGCCUCAAUUGAAUAUAAUCAAUGUGCAAAGCUAGUUGUUGAUAAACAUUUACUUGUCCGGAGAGAUUUGCGCGGCUUGUACGAAGUAGUUCUAAGAUCCCAGACACAAAAAUGAAUGGUGACAAAAAUGAUUUCAACCAUUUCCUAGUUUUAUGACUCGUACUGUGUUACUCAAUAGGGCUUAGGGGCCGGGCCCUGCAGUGUGUGGAAUUCAUUUUUCUCUCUCCCUUUUUACCUGGGAUGUAGUUUGAUUUGAGGGACAGUGCAGUGUUUUCUCAGAUGAAGGUAUUGCACAUUUCUACUCCUAAAAGGGAGAUCACAUCAGAUGGAUUACAAAAUAGGUACAGUAGCAAGUUGUUGCCCUUAGAUUUCACUUGGCAUGUUUUCAACAUACUUUCAAGUUUGAAUAUUUGUUUGUAGUUGUGUUUUACUUGAGGAUGGAAAGUGGAACACAAUACAUAUUGAACAUGUAAAUUCAGUUUAUAAAUCAUUAUACUGUCUUCCACAGGAAGCUGAAAUGUGUGCCAACAGCUCUCCCUACUGUUGUCUUCUGAACAUGACAUGGCAGAGAGAGCAGAGCUUGGCAGUCAGGGCUUUCCAAUCGUUUCACCAACCAUCAUCCUUUCUUUCGCAGUCUUCUAUGUCCUCUGAGAGGAAUAAUACACACAUUAUCACAUUAGGUUAUUACUAUACCCUGAACUGAUGUUUAGGGCUUUGGGAUUGAAGACUCAGGAAUGGAUUACCCUCGUUCAACAGAGUAGCAGGGAUGGGGUCCAUUUCAUUUCAAUUCAGGAAGUAAAGUGAAAUUCCAAUUCUACAUUUUUCUCAUAGAGAAGCAUUGAAGAGAAUGUCUGUUUACUUCCUGAAUUUAAAAGGAAUUUAAACCAACACUGCAGAAUAGGCAUGUUUCUGAAGACGAACAUCAGUCACGUUUAUGCAACGAUGAGAAAAAGUAGGCGAACAAACACUAAAGCUGGAAUUUCCUUUUCCCCUUCCCCUAGAAUAGGAAUAGUUCAACUUGUUUGGCAAUCGAAGAGAGGCAGAUACCUCUAAGAAUCAAGUUGCUAGAAAUGUUGUAUGAUUAAUUGAAGUAUUAGAGAGAGUAUUUAUUCUAUGAUGGUGUUUUGAUGUGUUUUGUUGCUGAGGAAGAGAGUUGUAGAUACCCACAGAGCUCAACAGGAUGAUAGCUUCUUUAUAGAAUUAGGUGAUGCUUUUAGGGGGGGAUUUUUACUCCCAGUGACUGCUCUGUUCUGGAACACGUGGGAGCUACAGGACAUUUGCUAUACCUUGUGCCAUUGGACUUUGACAGGUCUCUUUUAUACAACACGUCUGAAAAUGGCCAGAUCCAAAACAGUAUCACCAGAAUAAGAAUGUCCUGAAGUGCAGCAUCAUUUCCCUCCGUGUUCUCAAAGCAGAGUCUCCUCAUACCAUCGCCAGUCCAAAAGAGCAGGGAUUCACUCAUCGUAAUGUUGAUGAGUUUAAAUGUAAUUUACUCUCCCCACUGUUUUUUCUUUCUGAAAUGGUCUGAAGUGGUAUCCCAGAGCACAACAAAUUCAGUGUAUGGGUGGGAUGUGUGUGUGAUCUAAUGAUGUGA
This is a messenger RNA of Oncorhynchus tshawytscha (Chinook salmon), 9644 nucleotides long. RefSeq names its product SH3 and multiple ankyrin repeat domains 2b (gene shank2b). Gene Ontology annotation, cellular component: postsynaptic membrane; dendritic spine; postsynaptic density. Bases 3 to 5567 code for a protein of 1854 amino acids. Lineage: Eukaryota; Metazoa; Chordata; Actinopteri; Salmoniformes; Salmonidae. Gene Ontology annotation, molecular function: synaptic receptor adaptor activity; ionotropic glutamate receptor binding. The record is from RefSeq and is a predicted model, not a curated record. The transcript is spliced from 22 exons.